This is a messenger RNA of Ilex paraguariensis (yerba mate), 1260 nucleotides long. The record is from the annotation of a GenBank genome assembly. NCBI's taxonomy places the organism in Eukaryota, Viridiplantae, Streptophyta, Magnoliopsida, Aquifoliales, Aquifoliaceae.
AUGGCUCAUGAACAUGAAGACUUCUUUGCUCACCGGUGCAUACUGGUGAACGGCCCUGUCAUCGUUGGAGCAGGGCCAUCAGGUCUAGCUGUUGGUGCUGGCCUCAAACAAGAAGGAGUGCCAUUCAUCGUGCUUGAACGUGCCAACUGCAUUGCCUCGCUAUGGCAAAACCGAACUUAUGAUCGUCUGAAGCUUCACCUCCCAAAACAGUUUUGCCAACUUCCAUACUUCCCAUUUCCAGCCCAUUUCCCUGAAUACCCGACCAAAUAUCAGUUCAUCGACUACCUUGAAUCUUAUGCUAAACACUUUGAGAUUAAGCCGCGGUUUAAUGAGUCCGUGCAGUCUGCUAAAUAUGAUGAAAUAUGCGGUUUGUGGCGUGUCAAGACAGUUAUGACUAAUGAUACGAGGAGGGGUGAGACCGAGUACAUCUGUAGAUGGCUUGUGGUAGCUACAGGAGAGAAUGCAGAAAAGGCUGUCCCAGAAUUCGAAGGCUUGCAAGACUUUGGUGGCCAUGUCAUGCAUGUUUGUGACUAUAAAUCAGGGGAGGCUUAUCAAGGGAAGAAAGUAUUAGUAGUCGGUUGUGGCAAUUCAGGCAUGGAAGUUUCUCUUGAUCUUUGCCACCACAAUGCAACUCCAUCAAUGGUGGUCCGAAGCUCGGUUCAUGUCCUGCCAAGGGAAAUUUUACGAAAAUCGACGUUUGAUUUGGCAGUUUCGAUGAUGAAAUGGAUGCCACUUUGGCUUGUUGAUAGAAUACUGUUGCUUAUUGCAAGAUUGAGUCUUGGAAAUCUAGAAAAGUACGGUCUGAGAAGGCCGUCAAUGGGUCCUUUAGAGCUCAAGAACACAGAAGGAAAGACCCCCGUCUUGGACAUUGGUACAUUACACAAAAUUAGAUCUGGUGAGAUCAAGAUAGUCCCUGGAAUCAAGAAGUUCUUGCCUGGCAGAGUUGAGCUUGUUAAUGGUGAAACACUUGAGAUUGAUUCUGUAAUUUUGGCAACUGGGUAUAGCAGCAAUGUCCCUUCAUGGUUCAAGGAGGAAGAAUUUUUCUCCAGGGAAGGGCUUCCAAAAUCUCCAUUCCCAAAUGGGUGGAAAGGAAAAUCUGGGCUUUAUGCAGUUGGUUUCACAAGGAGAGGUCUCUCUGGUGCAUCCUUAGAUGCCAUCAAAGUAGCACAAGACAUUGGCAAAAUCUGGAGAGAAGAAACCAAGCAUAGAGAGCAUUCCGUUGCGGUCGCAUGCCAUCGAAGAUGCAAAUCACAUUUCUAA